ACACGCACACACACAUCACGGAAGCGCUGCUGCAGUUCACAGCUGAUGACAAACUGUUUGUUGUUCUGUGAUUUAGAACUGCCUCGGAAUUUGGGCGCAAUGAUACUCUUCUGUUCUACAAGCGAACCUUAAAUAGCAUCAGAUGGGGCGUGAGCUUUAGUUUCAUCCUGGAGGAACCGAGAGGUGUGGGCUUCUGCUGCAGUUUAGAUGCGACCACAGUAUCAUCCUGUUCGGUACUGUGUACUUGUUUGCAUUGUAUUGUAUUUCAUUGUAUCAUACUGGAUCAAUUCCUACUGAACAGUUCAAGGAAGUUGGAUACGGAGCAAUGAGUACAGUAAAAUGAAGUGUCUUUUGGUAGCCAAUGAGAGCGCAGAGGUUCUGUUCUACUGGACUGACACCGAGUUCGAGCAGCAGAUUCAGGAGCAGUAUGGAGUUUCCCAGGAGGAAGGAGAACGACCGCCUGAGUUUGAAGACAGUAUUAACACACUCUUCGCACCCAUCAUCAUCUCCUGUAGCACCAUGGUGGACCGCCUCGGGGACAAUUACACCUCCUUCAGCACAGAAAACAAUCAUAUCUAUGUUCUGCAUCAGUUUGAUGAAUGUCUGUAUAUUGCUGUGAAUGGAGACGGAGAUGAGACAGAAGAGGAUUUGAAGAGAAAGAUCUAUGUGAUGAAGAAACUCACAGAAGUCAUGUUUGGCAUGGUGACCCUCAGCGGUGCCCUCUUGAGGAAAGAAUUGCGCCCUCAAGAUACAGAGCAAAGAAACCGUUUGUGGAAGAAGCUACGGAGCCUCUUAGAAACAUACAGCCGCUUACGAGAGAAUGACCAAAGCUUUUUAGUGGAGGCAGUGGAAAGGUUGAUCCACCCGACCCUUUGUGAGCAGUGCAUUGAGUUUCUAGAGCGUCGACUGGUGCAGCAGAUCAACAACAACAUGGACAGAGCGGGUGAGGAGGUGUUGCAUGCUUUUAUACUGGUGCACACCAAACUGCUGGCCUUCUACUCCAGUCGAAAUGCCAGCAAUCUGUACCCCUCUGAUCUUCUGGCUCUGAUCAUCCUGGUGCAGGAUCUCUAUCCUAGCAAAAUCGACCUAGAUGACACUUCUGAGGAGUUAGAGAGCAGUUCAGUUCCUGAUGUAUUCUACACACCUGAGCCCUCUCCUCCUGAACGGGAAUCAGUCCGACUGAGAGGUGACAGUCCUCCUGUCUUCCAGUUUGUAGAUCCUGACGUUCAGAUGGCAGAGGACAGUCUGCAAACUCUUGAAGUUCCAACCCCUGACCCUUCAGCCCCAUCCAGAGUAUUCCUGGAAGCCAAAGAGUGUCCCAUGAUGCCUCACUCCAUGUAUUGCCUACCUCUCUGGCCGGGAAUAACUCUAGUUCUGCUCAACAAGAUUCCCAACAGUCAUGUGGCAGUGUCUGUUUACUACUUUCUGGAAGCCUUCGUGAAGCUGGAGAAGAGGUUAUCUGAGGGGCAUGAAGGGGCUGCGGCCAUGCGGGGUCAGCCCUCUGUCCAGGAGCAGCGGAGCAGAUUGGAGAAGUGCAUCAAAUCCUGGGCCGGCAUGGACAUUCAGACCUUACAACUUCAAAAUGUGUGGACAGACUUUAAGAACAAGGCGUUCAGCAGAUCAGGAUGUGGAUUCACAAGAGAGUUGCUGCCCUCUUGUCGAAACAUGAAGACUCAGUUGUGUGGUGUGUACAAGCAGUUUUUUGCAGCUGAGUGCAUGGGCAGCAGUCAGCGAUUGGCACCGCAUCUGCAAGAACGAGCUCUAACCAUGGUCCAAGAGAAGUUGAUGGACUGGAAAGAUUUUCUGUUGGUGAAAAGCAAAAGAAAUAUCACAAUGGUGUCAUACCUGGAAGAGUUUCCUGGUCUCAUCCACUUCAUCUAUGUGGAUCGUUCAAAUGGUCAAAUGAUUGCACCCUCCCUAAAUGUGACUGAUCGCACCGUCUCUGAGCUCGGAAAGGGGCCUCUAGCUGACUUCGUAAAGAACAAGGUUUGGAGUCUUGUGGGAACAGCACAGCGGUACCUGCAAAAGGGUUACGCCACUGUCACACUCCGGGAUGGAGAUUAUUUCUACUGUUACUUCCUGUGGUUUGAAAAUGAAACGGGUUACAAACUGGAAGUGAUAGACAUACCCAGCACCCCAGAUGACGCCGCUCCAGUAGGAAUGCUCACCUGUGAUUAUUACAGGAAACUGCUGCGGUAUUACAGCAAAAAACAUCAGAAUGAAGUGGUGAAGUGUUAUGAACUGUUCACUGUGCAUCUGGGUGUGAUCCCCAAUGAAUAUAUUCUUCAACACUGCAGUCAGCUCGCCCGUAAGCUGUGGGAGCCCUCCCGUAUCCCGCUCCUGUGAUCAGCAUGGCUUUUAGAAGAUUAUGGUCCAUGCAGUCAUGUUCACUUUAUUCUGUAGUUGCAUGAUCUGUAAUCUACAUGGAGAGUUUUUUUUAACUUUCUUCACAAGCACUACUUAUUUCAAUUAAGGUAAUUGCAGAAAAUAUUGUGUCAGGAAACCAGUAAUUGCACUUCUUGCACUUCUUGUACAAUGAACUGAGUGAACUUUUUUAUGGUGCUUAUAAUGUAAAAAAUAUGUCUACACUACCAGUCUACAGUUUUUGAACAGUGAGAUUUUUUUUCUGUGAGUCUCUUCUGUAAUAUUGUGAAAUAUUUUUACUAUUUAUAUCUUUUCUAUUUGCAUAUAUUUUUAAAAUGCAGUUUAUUACUGUGAUUAAAGCUACAUUUUCAGCAUCAUUACUCCAGUCUUCAGUGUCACAUGAUCCUUCAGAAAUCAAUCAUCCUUCAUUCUAAUGUGCUGAUUUGCCAUUCAAGAAACAUUUUUUUUAUUAUUACUAUUAAAACAGUUGAGUACAUUUUUUUUCAGGAUUUUUUGAUGAACAGAAAUCAGCAUUUAUUUGAAAUAAAAAAAACUUUUGUAACAUUAUACACUAUACCGUUCAAAAGGAAUUAUAGAAAAUACUACUUUUAUUUAGCAGGGAUGCUUUAAAUUGUUUAAAAGUGAUAUUAAAGACAUUUAUAAAGUUACAAAUGAUUUCUAUUUAGAUAAACUUUCUAAUCAUCAAAUAAACCUGGAAAAAUUCUACUCAGCUGUUUUCAACCUAAUAAUAAAUAUUUUUUGAGCAGCCAAUCAGAAUAUUAGAAUUCUUUCUGGAGGAUCAUGUGACUGGGGUAAUGAUGCUAAAAAUCAGCUGUAAAAUCACAUGAAUAAAUUACAUUUUAAAAUAUAUUCAAGUAGUUAUUUUAAAUAGUAAAAAUAUUUCUAAAUGUUACUGUUUUUGCUUUACUUAGGAUCAGAUGAAUGCAGGCUUGGUGAGCAGAAGAGAAAAAACAUUUAAAAAUCUUACUGUUCAAAAACUUUUGACUAGUAGUGGAUGUCUGUAUGUCUAUAAUAAUGGAUUAUUUUUGGGAAACUAGGACCAAAUAUUAUAGAACAACACUCCUUUUUAAGAUGUUAUUACCAAGAUUUUAUUUAGUGUCUCUGCAAUGUUAGUUGCAUUAAGUACACUGUAAAAAACAAUUUGUUGAGUCAACUUAAAAUAAUUUGUAACCUGGCUGCCUUAAAUUUUUAAGUUCAGUCAACUCAAAAAAAAAGUUUAUUCAACUUGAAAUGUUAAAUUAUACUAAGUGACAACUUAGAUAUUUGAGUUGAAUCAACUUAAAAUUUUAAGGCAGCUGGGUUACUUACCCAUCUGUUAAGUUUAGCAAACAAAUAUCUAAGUUGUUACAUAGUCCAACUUAACAUUUCAAGUUGACUAAACUUAUUUUAGUUGACUGAACUUAAAAUUUUAAGGCAGCAGGGUAACAAAUUAUUUUAAGCUGACUCAACAAAUUGUGUUUUUUUUUUAUUUUUUACAGUGUAGCAGAUUUACAGUAAACCUUAUUUGAAAAAAUAAUCCAGAGGACAGUAUUUCAUAAUUAUUAAUGAUUAUGAACGAGCGUGACAACAAAUUUAGUAAAUAAAUUGCCAAGUUGAAGCUGAAAUAUACAAUCAAAGCAUUCUUAAAGAUUGUAGUUUUUUGUAUUUUUCUGACUUUGGUGCCCCCUACAGUUAAAUGUGUGAGCUUCACAGUCGUAAAUAUAUUCACCAUAAUUACAGCGAGUAAGUGUCUCCAAACUCAACAAACAUGGGAGUGUGGGAGUAAAGUAAUUCACCAGUCAGUGUACUAUCAGAAUGAUUUUAAAACGGAUAGAUAGAGAGACAGAUAUGACAUACACUUGCUUUAUAGGAGAGAGUUUAUUUUAUGCAGUAGUCAAAUAUAUGCAUUUCAUUACAAAAGCAGAAAUUUUCUUUUUCCAGUAUGUCAGCACUUUUUUUUAGCUGUAAUUUAUUUGUGAAUGUUGUGUUGCAGAAAUAAAACAAAACAGUCAAUAUAUUUGAACAUUAGUUCAGAGAUUAACUUAAUGCAGUAUAUAGAUAAUGAAAGUGCAUUUGUUUUUUUACCCUCUGCUUUAAGCUUUAAAAAUAUUUCACAGGACUGACUUUUAUCACA
Molecule: messenger RNA, 4498 nt
Organism: Labeo rohita (rohu)
Lineage: Eukaryota; Metazoa; Chordata; Actinopteri; Cypriniformes; Cyprinidae
Gene: hps1
Product: HPS1 biogenesis of lysosomal organelles complex 3 subunit 1
Exons: 19
Coding region: 340-2346 (668 amino acids)
Biological process (GO): melanosome assembly; vesicle-mediated transport
Cellular component (GO): BLOC-3 complex
Molecular function (GO): guanyl-nucleotide exchange factor activity
Source: RefSeq, a predicted model, not a curated record